Malus domestica (apple) is the source of this 1701-nucleotide messenger RNA. RefSeq names its product AP2/ERF and B3 domain-containing transcription repressor TEM1-like. Gene Ontology annotation, biological process: regulation of DNA-templated transcription. The record is from RefSeq and is a predicted model, not a curated record. NCBI's taxonomy places the organism in Eukaryota, Viridiplantae, Streptophyta, Magnoliopsida, Rosales, Rosaceae. Gene Ontology annotation, molecular function: DNA binding; DNA-binding transcription factor activity.
UAUAUAUAUGAACAUCAAACACUCUUACCAUAUACUUCUAUGAAAUAAAAAAUAUUGGGCCUACGUGUCUCAUCCUCCUCUCUUAAGAACAGAAAAUACACUAGAAUUAUACAGUUCAAUUCUCGUCUCAUUCUUCUUAUGAUUCAAAAACAACCCGGAACAGAGUUUGAUUCUCAUCCCCCUCUCAUGCAAAUCCAAAUACCCUAGAAACAAAGUUCAAUUCAAUCCUCCUCCCAAUAGGUCGGUGUGCAAGAAACUCAUCAUGGAGAAAGAAGCACUACCUAAACAUUAGUGACCAUUGUCUGUCAAGUCUAGAAACCCAAGCGGUCAAUUCUCGUCAUCAUCUUCCUCAAACUCAUUACCCUAGAAACAAAGUUUGAUUCUCGCUCUUCUCUUCCUACGAAUCAAAAUACUCUAGAAAUAGAGUUUAAUUCUCGUCUUCCUCUUCCUCCCAAUCACAAUGGAUACGAUGAGUUGCUGGAAUGCGAGCACAAGUGACUACUCAACAAUGAAUGGAGCAAACGGUGCACGUUCAAACAAGUUGCCUUCUUCAAGGUACAAAGGAGUAGUGCCACAGUCAAAUGGCAGGUGGGGAGCUCAAAUAUACGACAAGAGUCAUCGUGUAUGGUUGGGAACCUUCAAUGAUGAAGAAGAAGCUGCUAAAACCUACAACAUUGCCUUGCUAAAGUUCCGGGGUCUUGAUGCCAUCACACACCUCAGUCGAAGCCAAAUGAAACCCUACGGACGUGAUGUCACGGAGGCUCUUUUCUUGGAAUCCCAUUCCAAGGCUGAAAUCAUUGACAUGCUUCGAAAACAUUCUUAUGCCAACGAGCUCGAGAUGUACAAGCAUAAGUUGCACAAUGGUAGUGCUCUUGGCCUUGAUGAUGGUGGAAAGCGUACGAAGUGUUACCUUUAUUUAAUGGACACGUGUAGUCGCGAGAGGGAGUUGCUUUUCGAGAAAGUGGCAACACCAAGCGACGUAGGGAGAUUGAACCGCAUGGUUAUACCAAAACAACAUGCCGAGAAGCAUUUUCAGGUUCAUCUGAGUGUAGGGUUUGGUAAAGGGGUGUUGUUGAAAUUUGAGGAUGAGUUGGGGAAGGUGUGGAGGUUUGGGUACUGUUAUUGGAGUAGUAGUCAGAGUUAUGUGUUGAGCAAAGGGUGGAUUCGUUUUGUGAAGGAGAAGAAGCUGAAAGCUGGUGAUAUUGUGAUGUUUCAGAGAUCGGUAGGGGAGGAUAAGAAGCUGUUCAUUGAGUGUAGACCUAGAAAAGUCGAUGUUUCGCGGAUCGAGGAGAUGCAUGGUAGGGUUGCUGGCCCUUUAGCGACGGUUCAAGAUGAUGGAGUGGUGAGGUUGUUCGGAGUUAACAUAUCAUGAAAACAUGUGCAUUGUAGAGAAUAGCAGGUGUUGGAGGCUUUGACCAUGUUCAAUAAGUUAAAAGUCAUCCUUUUAUUUUCCUUUAUUUUCUUUUUCUUUUUGUCAUAGAUAAUUAUAUGACAAAGCUCGUGGCAUAUAGAACGAUUGGGUAAUUUUCAAGUUUAAUAAAAGAACGACAAUAUCCUAAUCCCAUCGUUCUGUAACCAAAUGCCAUCGUUUUGCAAAUUUAAGGGGAACGUUAUAUAAACACACAAAACUGUACUUACUCACAAAAUCUUUAAUGUAAGUGAGUAGUAGAGUUCAUUUGUAUUAAUUAGAGUGUAAAAAAU